AUGUUAAUGGACUUCAUCCCCCGAUCCCCGGAUCCAGCUGUUCCUGGCUCAUUGCCGCCUAGCGCGGACAUCCCAGUUGCACCACCGCCAUGGACCCUCAAAGCCAAAUUAUGGACGUUCAUCUACCGCGACAUUAAUGAGACAAACACCUCUGAGCCAACCACCAGUCUGAACCCCAACAAUGCAGCAGAAAUAUUACAGGAUGUGCUCGCUCCCGGCUCAUACAACCCCAUGGAAGUCAUUCAUCCAGACGCCCUGCGCAGGCUCGACAAUGGAAAAUCCCAGCUCAACGGUAUGGGCAGUGCGGCAAAAGCGCUCCUUAUCAUACGCUAUGAUGAUUCGGAUGUCGGUCCUUAUGAUGAAGUCAUGGUCAUUCCCGGUUUUUUUGUCAACCCACAUACGGGGAAACGACAUGCGAGGAUAAGUAACAUCUAUGUUUCGACGGAUGCGAGUGUAUGGAAUGGGAGGAGGAAUUGGAAUAUCCCCAAGCACCGAGCACGCUUCGUCUUUGAACCUGUCGGUCAACGGGAUCAACUAGUAAAAAUCUAUCACCCUGAAGAUAGCGCUGCACCGCUCGACCCAAAAAGACCCUUUUUCACGGCUCUGUUGAAAGGGUCUGCAUUACCAAACUUACCUUUACCAGCGAUGGCACCAGCGGGUCUUGUGCAACCGCCUUUGGCAGCGCCCAGGUAUCGCAAUGAGUCAACCACAACCGCUGCUGUUAUUGCGACUGAUGACCCCAAAAAUGGACGAGAGAAUCCGUGGUUGAUGAUUACCCCGACAUAUAAGGGUUCAUGGGGCUUGGCGUAUAUCUCGAAGGCGCCUACUAAAGGUGAUGAAGAGAGCUUAGAAUCGUAUGGUGAUGGAAUCAGUCUUCCGAAGAUGAAUGCAUGGUCAGUUGGAAGUUAUUUCGAGGGGAUUAUUGACUUUCCGGCGUCAAAGAUUGUGAGUUAG
This is a messenger RNA of Talaromyces marneffei, 954 nucleotides long. RefSeq lists its product as uncharacterized. Bases 1 to 954 code for a protein of 317 amino acids. The transcript is spliced from 2 exons. NCBI's taxonomy places the organism in Eukaryota, Fungi, Ascomycota, Eurotiomycetes, Eurotiales, Trichocomaceae. The record is from RefSeq and is a predicted model, not a curated record.